Ciona intestinalis (vase tunicate) is the source of this 2779-nucleotide messenger RNA. Lineage: Eukaryota; Metazoa; Chordata; Ascidiacea; Phlebobranchia; Cionidae. The record is from RefSeq.
UGCGGAUGAGAUUUUGUACGCGGAUAUGUAAAAUGAUUUAGAGACGUAACAAAAAUCCGGUUACCUCCACAAUACUCAGUGCACUAGUUGUGGCUCGGCCUUACCCCACCCAAACUUACCUUUCCCUUUACGGACGAUUGAAAGUACUAUACGUGAAAGAGUUUUUAAGCAUGGAAGAAAGCAAAAAAUAUGAAACACACAACACCAAGCAAGACAUUAACAUUUGGAUGAAUGGUUUUCAAUCAGACAAAGAAAUGAAUUUCAACACAUCUGAAGAUAAAAUGAUUCAAAUUACAUUACUACAACCUGAGGGGAAGCUUCCUACCUUUGACGGUAUUUUAUUUGAUGAGCCAACUAACAACGAUAACUCCAGCACAUGUUUGAAGCAGCAGAAGGACCUUGAUAUGAAAGGAACAGAUUUUGAGAUUCAGUGUAUUUUAAAUGCAGAUGACCGUCCCUCCUCCAACCCUCUUCAACAAGAACUUCAAACAACCCAUGAUGUAUCAAAAGGAAAAUGUAAAAACGAAGUAAAAAAUCAAAGGCAAGUAUCAAACUUAGCAAAAUCGAGCGAUCCCAAGGUCUUCCCAUGCAUUAGGAAGGAAUGGUUCACCAACCAACUUAACAUAGAUAAGUUGAACAUAAUCGAGCAAUCAAAGGAGAUAGACACAUCCACGCUUGCUGCAGACAUGAGGGCAUAUUUACGAAGUGUCAAUAUUUCUUUGGAUAACUUUGCAAAGAAUUAUUUACUGCGGUCACAGGGAACACUCAGUGAUUUAUUGAACCAUCCCAAACCAUGGCAUGGUCUAUCAUCUCGUGGAAGGGAUAUUUACAUGAAGAUGAUUGAAUUUCUAUCAGCUGAAAACUUGAAUGAGUUGGUUGCUGUGUUAAAGCAAGCUACAGUUGCAGUACGUCCUGGUCCUGCCAUACAGAACAUACCAAGUGACGUAAUGGAUUUAUUAAAAGAAGGAAAGAUGCCAACCCAACCAAGGAUAGUGGAGGUUGCUGCUCAGUUUAAUAUUCAUGUGGAAUAUUUACAACAAUAUUGUGAGGAACAAAGUAAUAAACAACUUGCUCUUAAGAAAGACAAAGAACAUGGUACAAAAACUAAACACUCCACUGAACUAAUGGAAACCGGUAAUAAUAUAAAACAUCGUCGACAUAAAGAUAAAAGAAUCUGCCCCCAACUUAAUUGUGGAGUUGUACUUGGGUCAAAAGUUGCAUUGGAUAAUCAUAUGCUUACACAUACAGGGGAACGUCCGUUUAAAUGUGAAAUAUGUGGAAAAGGGUUUACCACGCACUCUAAUGUUUUAUCACACCAAAGAAGACACAAUAAUUCAAAUUCAUCAAAUAAAAUCAGUAAAAGAGCAAGAAAGGUAGCAAUGAUGCAAGAUGUGACAGAUAUUGAUGACUCUGAGGUUGAAUCAACUGAAAUUUCAAAAUCUGCACCAAGCAACAAAGAAAGUUGUGAUUUGGAUGUCAAGCCAAGUGCGCCAAGUGCCAUCAUCAUUGAUUAUGAAGAAUAUUCAGAGUUCGAUACAAAAUUAUCGGAAUCAACUCAACUUACAUCAUAUUGUUGCCCGUUGUGCAAGAAAUCAAGUUUUAAAUCACUUUCCUCUCUAACAGCUCAUGUUCGACGACACAACGCAAAGCAGCCGUAUGUUUGUGAUGUUUGUGGAAAAAGAUUCAACAGUAAGUUCAACGCAACAAGACACGAACGAACGCACACGGGUGUUAAGCCAUUCAAAUGUCCAAUUUGUCCGAGUAGAUUUACUGAAGCAGGUUCCAUUACUGCUCAUUUACGAACACACACUGGAGAAAAACCUUUUCAAUGUCAAUUUUGUGGAAAAAGUUUCAGCCAGAAGGGUCCAUUACAAACCCACUUAUUACUUCAUAAUGGAAGUCGACCUUACUUGUGCGAAAUAUGUGGAAAAUCAUUCAACCAGAAAACGAACCUUAAAGCUCACGAAGCGCGACAUAGUGGAUUGAAACAUCACGCAUGCACAGUUUGCGCAAUGUCAUUUCAAUAUAAAAGUGAUUUACAUCGUCAUAUGUUAAAACACAGUGGUGAUCGACCUUACCAAUGUAGAUUAUGUUCAUUCACUUUCACUAGGUUGCAAUAUCUCAGGGACCACAUGCACAAAAUACAUGAUGAACUAAGCUUAAAAUCUGAUGAUGAAGAUGAGUUGAAAUGUGAUGAAGACAAAGAUGGUUUUGAUGUGAUGGAACAUCAGCACCCUGAUAGUAACUUGGAAGAGCUACCUGUAUUAUCUACCAAUGAUGGAGCGUCAAAUAAUCCAAUUUCAACAACAAGUUACAUUAUGGAAGUUAACCCGACAAACAGCGAUGAUAAAUUGGACAGCAGUGACUGCAUAUCCUCAUGUUUAACAUCUAUAUCAAGUGCAAUGGCUAAUGAUAACGAUCCAUCUUUAUCUUCAUCGAAUAUCAACACAUCUAAUGACACCAUGCAUGCUGUGGCUAUAAUGACAGACCAUGGUCUUAUGUUUACCAACAAUACAACUGUUGAUCUGCUUGAACUGAGCAAGUUAGACAAUGAUGUAGAAGUUAAUCGCUCUGAUCACUCCGACAUACAAUCAGUGUUCGUUACCCCAACAAAUGAUGAGACUCGUUAUGUUGUGGUUAAUAUUAGCAGGGAAAAUUUUUUAUAAUAUUUUUUUUGUUUGAAGCCAAUUUACAUGGUCUUUUGGUGCGCUGGUCAGUAAAUUUGCUUUCGUUUAGUUUAUUAUGCUUAAUGCUGCUAGUAAAAUACAUUCUGUCCAAA